CAGACACGCCUUCGGCCCGCCCUCCUGAGCCCGCCCCCCAGGCCGCAGCGAGCUGCUCACUGGUCAGCCUGGGCCCGGCCAGGGGCGGGGAUUGGCUGAUUGGCAUAAGGUCCCGGGACGGCCAAUCUGGAAGGUUGAGUCGGCCGGGAAGGUGCUGGCUGCGGCGCCGCGGAGCGUGCUCUAUGGACCAUGUGCUGCUCUGGAUGCCUGAAGCACUUGAACUGCAGGUUGGGAAGACGUGGACACCUAAAUGCUGGGCUGGAUUAAGUGCCUGAUGAGGAUGGUGAUUCAGCAAGUUGGGGUCAGCAUGCAGUCGGUACUUUGGUCUGGAAAACCAUAUGGUUCAUCUCGAAGUAUCGUAAGGAAAAUUGGUACCAACUUAUCUCUGAUUCAGUGUCCAAGAGUUCAAUUUCAGCUUACCAGCCAUGCCACAGAAGGGAGUCCUGCCCACCCAGGAGAGGAUGUGGUGGCAUCGUUUGCUGAUGUUGGAUGGGUAGCCACGGAAGAAGGAGAGUGCUCAACAAGACUCAGGGCAGAGGUCAGGUCCAAGUCUCCCCCCGAGGAUGACCUUCCUUGCUUUGAGAAGCCCCCAAGCAGGCACGUUUCCUUACCAAACUUGUCUCAGGAUGAGCAUCCUCCAAAGACAACACUGGCCAGUGAGGAGGCCUUGCAGAAGAUCUCCGCUCUUGAGAAUGAGCUUGCUGCCCUUCGAGCUCAGAUUGCCAAGAUUGUGACCCUACAGGAGCAACAGAGUCUCAGUGCAGGUCACUCAGAUUCCUCCAUGGUAGCACCACCACCCCCUCCUCCUCCUCCUCCUCCCCCACCCCCUCCCCCACCGCUCCACCAAAGUAUGUCUGCUGUUGAUCUGAUUAAAGAGCGAAGAGAGCAAAGACUCAAUGCUGGAAAGACUUUGGUGAAGAGCCACCCAAAGCCACCUGACAUGCCAAAUAUGCUUGAGAUCCUUAAAGAUAUGAACAGUGUGAAGCUACGGUCAGUCAAGAGGUCAGAGAAAGAUGUCAAGCCUAGGCCAGUAGAUACUACUGACCCUGCUGCCCUCAUAGCAGAGGCUCUGAAAAAGAAGUUUGCUUAUCGCUAUCAACACAGUAGUCAAGGUGAAGUUGAAAGAGAAAUUCCAAAGCCAGAGUCAGAGGCCACCUCAGAGCCAGCCCUGUUUGGCCCACAUAUAUUGAAGUCUACAGGGAAAAUGAAGGCUUUAAUUGACUCCUAACGGACAAUGAGUUCAGAAAGACUCCUGUUUCACCUGUUGGCUUGCAGAGCUGAGUUUGACUAGUAGAAAUCACCAGUAUUUAGUAAAUUCCUGGCUGUAGUAUUCAUUGGUCUCUCCUUAGCCUAAUUAGGAGUAAGAAGUAGUGAAGCCACAGGAGUUGGGUUGACUCUCAUGAGAUGGUCAGUUCUAGAGCUCUCCUUAACAAAAUGAUUAUGACAUGUUUUUAAAUAGGUAGCCAGGCUUUAUCUUCCAGCCUCAAAAGUAUUUGUAGGGCUUUAAGAUACAAACAGGCCAUUUGUGGAUGUUGCUGUGCAUUCUCAAUUCUUAACACUAAUAUCUGUGCAAAUGUUUUAUAUGCACACAUUUGGAUAUAAAACUUAUGUAAAAACUUGUUAUGAAUGGCAUCAGUGAGAACACUGUUAUCUUCAUCUUCGAGUUGAUUGGUCCAUGACAAAACAGCUGGUGUACCCUGUUAUGAGAGUAGAGUACUGGAGGUGGGAAUGCCCCGAACAGAACUUAGAAAUGUUCUCACAUUUUUUUCCUCUUGGAGCUGAGUUUACAUAAGCAGUAGCAAAUGUUUACUGCUGAGUUUCCAUAUUGCUUUCUGUUAGAGGGAAGUGAGGGCCAGGAAGGCUGCUUAAACCUCAUUGCCACCCAAUACUGGGAAGCAAAUGUACUUCUCAAGUGGUAACAAUCAAAUUAUUGAAUUAAAAUAACUUUGUAAAUAAAAGCCAGAAUGUAUCAUCUUUCUUUUCAGUUUAA
Molecule: messenger RNA, 1990 nt
Organism: Peromyscus leucopus (white-footed mouse)
Lineage: Eukaryota; Metazoa; Chordata; Mammalia; Rodentia; Cricetidae
Gene: Mtfr1
Product: mitochondrial fission regulator 1
Exons: 8
Coding region: 251-1228 (325 amino acids)
Biological process (GO): mitochondrial fission; aerobic respiration
Cellular component (GO): mitochondrion
Source: RefSeq, a predicted model, not a curated record